UAGCUCAUGGUUUAAUUUAAUUAUUUGAUUGAACCUAACCACUAAUGAACCGAGUUAUAUAUAUAUAUAUAUCCAUGUGUAUAUAAUCCCUUCUAAAACCUAAAGCGAGAGAAGGUUUGGUGUAUCGAGAGAAAGAUCAGCCGCCUCCUCCAUUAAUCUAUAUAUCUCUCUCUGGUUCCCUUCUUCUUCACAUGUGCAUGGCUGUCUAUCGGAGAAGACGAGACGUAAUCACCGUUCACCAACCACCACGGCUCACACCUUGAGUCAUCACAGUCCACCGAAGAGACAUGCCGUUCCAUCACAACACCACCGUUUGUCAUAGUCGUCACCUGAGAUCCUUGCCGCGCCGGAGUCCUUACCAACUCUCGUCAUGGCCGUGAUCAUAACCGAGAGAUGCGGAGGAGACACGAUCCAAGCCGGAGCUGUGGCGUUUAACACCAACCACCACCAUCGUUAAUGGUGACCCAUCGGAGAUGUAGUUCAUGUCACCGGAGUUCAAGAUCCAUCGUCGCAAGUCAAAGCCGUGAAGGUUAUGGAGUCUUCUCCUUUGUUUCUUGUUUUACAAGUAACGUUUAUAACUUAAAAACGUAAGGGUUUCAUGCGUAGGAAAUAAUCAUGGAACCUUGGAUAUUAAUUGAUUGACAAGAAACCCAUUCAAAAGCCUAGCCCACCGAGUCUUGUUGCAUACAGUUUUUGGGAGGUCAUGAUCCAUCUCUGAUCUUGGCUGGCUAAGGUGAGACUGACGAGUAUACGAUAUUUGGAUGGAUUGGUGCUAUUGGACUUUUUAUUCGGAUUUUUAUUUGGGUUUUGGGUGAGUGUAAUUGGGUAUAUGGGCUUUUAUUAUACGAGAUAUUGUUGGUGGUCCACUGUUCUCCGGAUUGGAGGUGACGGGUGUCACAUUUUUAUUUUCCGACAACAGACAAUGAAGAGAGGCUAUGAGAUUGAAGUCUCCUCCGACGAAGAAGGCUUCAAAGGGUCGUGGUUCAGAGCAAUUCUCGAAGACCCUCUGCCUAAAUCCGAAAACAAAAAGCUGAAUGUCUCUUUGCUAGCCAACGAUGGCUCCUCCUCCACUACUCUGAAAACCACUUACCGGAGAUUCCUCCGGCCGAUUCCGCCGGAAAGUCUGUUCACGGCGGCGGUGGAGUUUGAAGAAGGGUGUGUAGUGGAGGCGUCUCUGAGAGGUGGGUGGUGGACUGGUGUGGUUUUCAAGAAGAUAAACGAUGAGGAAGUUUGGGUUUACUUCGAUUCUCCACCGGAUCUGCUCCAGUUCAAGACAGGACAGCUCAGACAACACUUUGACUGGGUCAAACAAAAAUGGGUCAGACCACAAAACAAGGUUUUUGUGAGUAAGAAGUCAAGAUUUAGAUGUGGGACCAUGGUGGAAAUGAAAGUUGAUGAUAAUGUUGAUGUGUGGGUACCAUCGGUGAUUGUUAAGGAGAUGGUAAACAGAAAGAGUUUCGUUGUGAAGCCUUUGAAAUACAUUAGCUGGAAUGAUGAAGGUGAAGAGCCAAAACCAAACAGAACCGUUGGUUUAAACAGCAUCAGGCUCACACCGCCGACUGUUUCUGUUAAAAGCUUUGGAUUGAUGGAGUCUGUUGAAGUGUUUAUUGAACCGGGAUGGCGUCCAGGGAUGGUGACGAGUAUACUAUGUGAUGAUAUGUACACUGUGUGUUUGAAGGCAACAGAUAAGACUUUGGUGUUCAAACACCAUGCUAUAAGGCCUUCAGAGGAGACAAUAGCCAAACUGGUCUUGCAAAACACUAGUGAAGUUAAUGCUGCUAUCAAUCCUCAAAUGUCCUUGAGUUUGGGUGAAAAUGGAGAGAAAGAGGUGCCUGAGGAACACAACAGGGAAGAUGACAGCCGUAAGAAGAAAAGAGUAGAAGUAGAGCACACUUCAGACCUCGGUGAAGAAGGUACCAUUCGAAAGAGGCAAAGAGAACAUAACCUUAGCUCUAUUCCUGUUGUUGAAGAGCCUCAAGCAAAGGACACAACCAUGGUUUUGCCUUUUGCUAAGAAGUCACCGUUUUGGAAGAUACUUGAAACAUCAGAAGGCUUUCAGAGAGCACCACAGAGUCCUCACUUCAGUCCACUGGUUGGGGAAAGUAAAGAACAGUUCCGUGAAGGGCAGGCCAUUGGUAUGAUGGUGACUCACUUCAGUUUACUGGAGAGCUUUAAAGAUCUGGAGCCUUACGUUUCCGUGAGCGAACUAAACAGCCUCAAAGUGUCCUUCGCCGAGCUAACGAAGCAUGGUUUCGAAGUUUCAGCGCCUUUGGCAAGGAUCAACAAGCUUCUGGCCCUCAAGGAUAGACAGCUAAAGACAAUGGAGGAGCGAAACGGUUUGGACAGAGAGAUAAUGGCUCUGAAAGAAGGUGUUGGUGAGAUGGAACACAAGAUUCUUGAGCUGGAGAGGCAACAAGUGGCGUAGAGCUUGACAACCUCGAGUCUGAGUUUAAAGCAACUUCAUCUGCUCCCUGGUGAGCUGUGAAAAGCAAAACUCUCUGAUGAGCUCUCUCGUUUUAGUUGAAAGUUUUAAAAUGAGAUAAACGGCUUCUAUUGUUAACAUAAUAGUUGAACUCGUGAGACAUCAGUAACACAUGGUUGAUUAAUGGUGAUUGGUUAGUCGCUGGUACAAGGCAGCUAUUAAAAAGAGCAAAGGGCGAAAUCUAAGUAAGAAGGAACAAGAGUGCAAACAAGGUGUGGAUCAAGAUCAUAGUGCCAAUGUCUUUUUCAGUCUUUUGAGUCAAACAAGAUGUUGUCCAAAGGCAUGUGAACCUUAAUGGUCUUAAGAGCUGGAUCAUCAGAAAUGAAGCUAUCUAACUAUAUUUGUUAAACUAAAAGCUUUUGUUAUGUAAUCUGAUCUUGACAUAGUUAAUUUGGUAUCAUUGGCUUAUGGUUUUAAAAUGUUAA
Brassica napus (rape) is the source of this 2907-nucleotide messenger RNA. Its product is annotated as protein SINE2. Bases 830 to 2425 code for a protein of 531 amino acids. Gene Ontology annotation, molecular function: microtubule binding. The record is from RefSeq and is a predicted model, not a curated record. The transcript is spliced from 6 exons. Gene Ontology annotation, cellular component: microtubule. NCBI's taxonomy places the organism in Eukaryota, Viridiplantae, Streptophyta, Magnoliopsida, Brassicales, Brassicaceae.